Molecule: messenger RNA, 523 nt
Organism: Zeugodacus cucurbitae (melon fly)
Lineage: Eukaryota; Metazoa; Arthropoda; Insecta; Diptera; Tephritidae
Product: chymotrypsin inhibitor-like
Exons: 2
Coding region: 85-339 (84 amino acids)
Source: RefSeq, a predicted model, not a curated record
AUAAGUCCAAGAUAUCUGUCACUGUAAUAAUAGUGUUUCUCAGCUCGUGCAGUAAACUAGUCUUAAUUCAGUUGCGCUUCAAAAAUGAGUACUAAAUUGUGUUUGUUGUUUUUGCUGGUUGUAUGCAUUGCUGGUUUUGGUUCGGCAAAGCCUCAAUCAGGCUUUGGCAGCUGUGGGAAAAAUGAGGUGUUCAAAAGCUGCGGCAGCCGUUGUGAGCCAACGUGCGCUACGAGGAAUGACCAAAUCUAUUGCAUCCAUGUAUGCGUUGCCCGCUGUCAAUGUCAGCCUGGCUAUUUGCGGAAUAAGAAAGGAACAUGUGUCCUACCAAAAGACUGUUGAAUGGGCCUAAUAUUAUAAAAAAGCUUCGCUUUCUUGUCAAUAUAGCAGUUUUCGAUUACCAGUUGUGCAAAUGUUGUGAGGGUUAAAAAAGUAAAAAAAAAAAGAAAUAAAAAACUUAUUUGUAAUUUCUCUUAAAUGAUCAUGAUAUAUCCAUGUUUUGUAGAAAUAUAAUCUCAUAAAAUAU